Messenger RNA from Zootermopsis nevadensis, 817 nucleotides. RefSeq lists its product as uncharacterized. NCBI's taxonomy places the organism in Eukaryota, Metazoa, Arthropoda, Insecta, Blattodea, Termopsidae. The record is from RefSeq and is a predicted model, not a curated record.
UCACGGCGUCACAACCUUUGAGAGUACCCCAAGGACAAGGCAAUUUUUUAGCACUCGUACUGAAACAGGAACAGUAACUUCUGACAUCUGUUGAUGAAAUUAGAACUAACUAUGAAAGGGUCAUGAAGACGACUGUCGGCUGGGAUGUUGCAGAGAAACUUAUUGUAGAGGCCUGACUGCUUGGCUACCCUGACUGAGGUUUUCCGUGCUUUUUUUUUCAGUUAUAAACUCAUUUAAGCCACUGCUCGGCUAUCAUAUAGACCAAUUUAGAAAUUACUGUGAAGGUGAAAGCGCGGAACAUAAAGUAUGAAUGGGAUUCAAAGCAGUAACUUAUGGAAUAUACAACACCGUUCUUGCCCCAUUCCGCAGUGCUCCACGCCCAAGUCACCAGCACAGCAAGGCAGACAAUCUCCACUGACCGGUCGUUCCCACGUGAAAAAGCAGCAAGACAGUGACUCACCCCCUUUCCAAGGCCCCGUGAAAGUGUGUAUCAUUGAGAUAACCUGCUUACCAGUUUACGAAAUUUCUCUAAUCACUAAUGUUGGUGAGGAUGGCGAGUUGUGCAGACAGGAUGCCCUCUUAAAAGUCGACCAGAUGGGAGUGCGCCGUCAGCUUCACGCUCCGCCUUCUUCAUCCACGUGGAUAGGCGUCAGAAUACCAUUUCUGGUUGCUCAGCUGGCCAGGGGAAGUGUAUCGACAAGGGAUCGAACGCGUCUCCUACCAGAAUAGAUGCACUUCGUUUCGUAACGAGGAUAUAAAAUAUAUCACGCAUGUCAAGGUAAUUUUAUGUGGUGUCUGUUUUGCGUAAUAAAUAAUU